Molecule: messenger RNA, 1099 nt
Organism: Ruditapes philippinarum (Manila clam)
Lineage: Eukaryota; Metazoa; Mollusca; Bivalvia; Venerida; Veneridae
Molecular function (GO): nucleic acid binding
Source: RefSeq, a predicted model, not a curated record
GUAUUGGUCAUACAGCAGACCCAGAUAUACAGACCUUACCAGAUGCAGUUUCUAAGGGAAAGUUCAAGCCAGUAAAGACAGAAAAUCCUACAUUUAUAACAUUUGAUUUGGAAACUACAGAUCUAAUUCGAGGUUCACAGAUGCCACAUAUAACACAGAUUGCAGCUAAAGAAAUAAAGACUGCUGCUUCAUUUUAUCAGAAUAUAAUUCCUCCAAUGACAAUAGCAGUAGAACCUCAACGAAAAACUGGCAUAAAAGUCACAGAUGAUGGUUAUAUAGAGCAUAGUGAACAUGAUAAUAAUUUAAAUGUACAUGAAUCUUUACAUCAUAAAAUAAAUAAAUACAAGGGAUGAUCUUGGAUUUGCAUGUAAGAUCAAAAUGUAUUUCAUAAAGUUAACGUCAGAUGCAACAUUUUUAUUAGUCGCAUAGCCAUGAGUUUUAGUAUAAAAGCUAAUGCUAAUAAGUAGAAUACACACACCCGAUGAUACUAGUAUAAUUUUAUCUAACAUGUGAAGUAUCAGUAAACAAUAUUUAUGUUUAUUCUGUGACUCUGUGACUGUUUAGUCAUUUUAUUGCUUUUUACAUGAUGAGGUCAUUUAAAUUUAAUAACUGCAAAUCGGCUCUUACUCGGCAGUAAUUAGUGUAGCCGCUUUUUCAUGAAGAAACCAGUGCUGAUAGUGAAGAUUGUGAUUGGCAUAUUUUAAUUAGCCAGGUCAGGUGUUUCUAAAAAGGCUGAUAACACUGUAGCAAUGUGAGGAUACAUUCAAAUUUAUUACAUAGAUAAUGCACGUGGAGCUCAGCUCACAGAGACAAAUGAGAACACAGUAACUUUUUGAUAUCCUUUUAACUCUAAGAAAAAGGUCAAUUAUUAAUUGCUGACUGUUUAUAUUUUCUAGAAAAAGUAAGCAAAACAUUAUUUUGUUUCAUAUGACAGGAAUGAAUUGCAUUUAACAAUCCUAUGUAUUGUUGAAAACUCAUUGUUUUACAUGCCAGAUUAAGUAAUUGGACCCCAUCCUUGUUUGUACGUGACUGCUGGGGAAAAAUAAUGUUAUGCUUAAUUAAAGAGGUGACACUUUAUAUAUUUUUAUCUGAUAUCGAG